UGUCGCCUUUCACUAAAUUUCCUGUUUGAAAAAAAUAAUUUCACUUUGAUGAUCAAGUAUUUGUUACACAAGGCAAUUUCAUCACCAUUAUCAUUCUCAGCUUCUGGCUAUCAUUUCUAUCACUUUUUUCAUAUGCAAACAAAAUGAGAAAAAGAAAAGGGAACAAUCCUGAUUUGUAAACAGUAACAAUGAGCACUACAAGUCAUCAAUGGUGGGAGUGGCCACUUUGUUUUGUAUUUGUCAUUUAAUGACCCACUGCCUUAACUCAUAAGCAAAGAUACUAGCACUUGAUUUUAAGAAAAAGAGCAUGCUUAAACUGUUCGAGGGACAAUAGAGGAACAUAAAAAGUACAUUAUUUUCCACCUUUUAUCUUCUUUGCUUACCCGAUCCAUCAUUUAAGCUUUUUUUUUUUUUUUUGCUUUUUCACCAUCCUUUCGAACUUUGUUAAAAUAUCAAUUCAAAGGGGUCUAUUUAACAAAUGAAUUGCUGGUUUUCAUCUAAUUUCAAGAUGAUUCUCUUUGAAGUGAUGAGUGUCAAGAAAAGUAGAAAAUUUCAACUGUCAAGCAUUUAUGGAUGGCUAGGCCUUCGAAAGAUAAGAUUAGGAUGGCCAUGGUGUCUGAUUCCAGGAUUUGGUGGGUUGAUUUGUCAAGUAGUACUUGCUAGUUUCAUUCAAAAGGUGGUUCAAUGAGAUUACUAGUUUAACCCUAUUAAUUUAAUAGAAGGGAAACUACACAGGCAGGCAGGCAGGCAGCCUGCAAAUUGAAUUAGAUCCUUAUCAAUUCAAUAAGUUGACCGACUGACUGUGACUUUUGGGGUUUAUUCCCUUCUUUUUCUUUAAUAGAUGGUAGGGUUUGAAAGGUGGUGGGGAGGUAUUAAAAAAAAACAUAAAUGGGGGAGAUGGUGUGGAUGCAGAAACAUCCUUGAGAACAAAGUAAAGGGUAGCUUAGGAAAUUUAUAGACAAUGAAUGGGCCUGAAAUAUAAUAAUAAUGGUUAAUGUAACUCCAAAAACAUUGAAAUCCAUCAUCAGUGGCUAAAAAGUAAAAGAAAAAGAUGAUGACUUUGUGGCAGUCAAAGCCUAAAAAUAAGGUACCUUGAGCAACUGAAACACCAACACCAACAGCAGCAUCAAGAAGACAAGAAGAACAAACACAUCAGGAAAGAGCAUCAUCUUAUUUUCUGUCCUCGCACACACACACACUGCUUUAUUUUCAACAACCAACAACCCACAGGGACAUGGCAUGAAAAACAAAGGAAACAUGGGGAAAACUCCACGCACGUACUCUCCAAGACUCAAGUCCACACAUCACCCUCUUUCUUAAAUGGACCAGCUCAGCUCUGCUGGACCAAAGUUUUUAUGUAGAAGAUAAACCAAAAAGAAUAGAUAGGGGGAUGAUAAUAUAGGUGUCUUCCAAUGUGCUCCAUCCAACUCUCUCAAACCAAUUAAAAACAUGUUUACCACAAAUACCCUUCUGCAACCCCCCCCAAAAAGUCAUCUUCAUCACUGUCUCUACUCUCUAAAGAUCCCAUUUUUUUUUCACCCAGUUAUGUGGGCUUCUUUGUCUUGGUCACAGUUUUCACAGAGUAAACAGGAAAGCCAGAACCUUCCUCUCUCUCUCAACACUUUUUCUUUCCUUUUUUAUUAUUUCUUGCCCUCAUCUCUUUAUUUCUUGUCAAAUACCCUUGUCUCUUUCUCUUCUCCAUAUUUGUGGGUCUCUUAAUCUCAUCCCUGUGCUCUGAAACAUGAAGAAGAUGAAAGGGGUUGCUGCUUCUGUGGAGUAUUCUCCAUACCCCAUAUACGAGGACCAAAGGAACAGGUUCAAGCACCACAGCCUUAUGCAAGACUUCGACGACUUGUUCAAGGAAACAGAGGCUAUGAGAAAGAGAUUGCAGGUUUUGAAAGAUAAAAAGUUGACCCUUUUGGCUGAAGUUCGGUUUUUGAAACGGAGGCACAAGUUCUUGAUGCAAAACCGAACUUCGAACACACCGGCAGAACAAAGCUUUGCGCAUUCACAAAAUAAGGUGAUCAGAAGUAAACCAAAUACGGAGGAAAAGAAAUCGACCGGAAAGGAACAUACUUUGGGGCGCCUAGCUACUGGUUUCGAUUUGAACCAGAAGGUAAAGACCAAGGAAACCACUUUAGCUCAUCCUUGUCCUAUGUUUGACUUAAACCAAAAGCAACAGAAAGUUUUCAGCGAAAAGCAGGAAGUUACUUUGCGAACUAGUUUACCGGCUCUCGACUCAUACCAGAAGGAAAGGCCUUAUAGCGAAAAGGAGGCUACUGCUCGAAGCAUGGCGCCGGUUUUCGAUUUAAAUCAGAUUUCGACAGAGGAGGAAGAACUACAAGCUAAUAAUAACUCAAUGGGAGUAGAGGAAUUGAAGAGAAGUUCACUCAGAAUAGGAAGUGAUGAGCAGCACAAUGAUAUUAAACUAUCAGCGUGCUGGAACACCGGAAAUGGCCCGAACCGAGUCGGAAAACGGAAGAUCACAUGGCAAGAUCAGGUGGCAUUGAAGGUUUAAGUCUCUUGUGAUGGGAAGUGCUUAGCUUUAAGGGGUUUGGGAAUUAUUAGUUUAGCUUGCCGCCCUCCUCUGGCUCUAUUAUUCUCGCUUUUGUAAAAAAAGGAAAUAUAGUUUGCAUUUAAUGAAUUUAUAAAAGAUAAAUAUGAAUAUCGAUGCUUAUCCUAAACCAAAA
Gossypium arboreum is the source of this 2690-nucleotide messenger RNA. RefSeq lists its product as uncharacterized. The transcript is spliced from 4 exons. NCBI's taxonomy places the organism in Eukaryota, Viridiplantae, Streptophyta, Magnoliopsida, Malvales, Malvaceae. The coding region runs from base 1742 to 2518 and encodes 258 amino acids. The record is from RefSeq and is a predicted model, not a curated record.